Messenger RNA from Hippopotamus amphibius kiboko, 2499 nucleotides. Its product is annotated as tripartite motif-containing protein 5-like. The record is from RefSeq and is a predicted model, not a curated record. The transcript has 7 exons. Lineage: Eukaryota; Metazoa; Chordata; Mammalia; Artiodactyla; Hippopotamidae. The coding region runs from base 49 to 1524 and encodes 491 amino acids. Gene Ontology annotation, molecular function: protein binding; zinc ion binding.
AGAGAACUCUAUGACUUCAGGACAGGUAGGUGCAGGGGAGCAGCUGCCAUGGCUUCAGGAAUCCUGGCGAACAUACAGGAGGAAGUGACCUGCCCCAUUUGCCUGGAGCUUCUGACAGAACCCCUGAGCUUUGACUGUGGCCACACCUUCUGCCAAGCCUGCAUCACUGCAAGCAACAAGGAGUCCAUGACUGACCACUGUCCUGUGUGCAGAACCAGUUAUGAGCGUGGGAGCCUGCGACCUAAUAGGCACAUAGCCAACAUAGUGCAGAGGCUCCGAGAGGUCAAGUUGAGCCCUGAGGUGGAACAUAAGAGAAAUCUGUGUGUGCACCAUGGAGAAAAACUCCUGCUCUUCUGUGAGGAGGAUGGGAAGGUCAUUUGCUGGCUUUGCGAGCGGUCCCAGGAGCACCGUGGUCACCACACAUUCCUCAUGGAGGAGGUUGCCCAGAAGUACCAGAUGAAGCUCAAGGAAGCUCUGGAGAGAUUGAGGGAGGAGCAGCAGGAAGCUGAGAAGAUGGAGGUUAAAGUCAGAGAAGAGAUUACUACUUGGCAGAAUCAAAUACAAAAUGAGAGACAAAAAGUCCAGGCAGAGUUUAAAAAACUGAGAGGUAUCCUGGCCAGUGAGGAGGUGAAGGAACUGCAAAAGCUGAAGAAUGAGGAGGGAUUGAUUCUAAGAAACCUGGCAGACUCUGAGCAUGAGCUGGUCCAGCAGAGCCAGUUGGUGAGAGAUCUCAUCUCAGAUCUGGAGCAUCGUUUGCAGGGGUCAUUACUGGAGAUGCUUCAGGAUGUGAAUGACAUCAUGAAAAGGAGUGAGAUCUUGACUCUAAAGAAGCCAACCACUAUUUCCAAGGAACAAAGGAGAGUGUUUCGAGCUCCUGAUCUGAGGGAUAUACUGCAAGAGUUUAAUGAGCUGACCGACAUGCAACGCUACUGGGUUCAUGUGAGCCUGAGUCAUACCACAGGUAAUCCAGAAGUUGCCAUUUCUGCGGACCGAAGACAAGUGAGAUAUGUGUGCAAAUUCCAAGUACAUAAAGCAUAUCAGAAAGUGUUUUAUGAAGACUAUGGUGUCCUGGGCUCCCCAGCUAUCACAUCAGGGAAACAUUACUGGGAGGUAGAUGUGUCAGAGAAACGUGCCUGGAUCCUGGGGGUAUGUAGUGGAAAAUGCCUUGAAUAUAAUAGAAAGUUUCCAGUUAAAACCAGUGGAAAUUGUCAAAAUAUUUACUCGAGAUAUCAGCCUAAGUAUGGCUACUGGGUUAUAGGGUUAAAAAAUCAGUUUGAAUAUAAUGCUUUUGAUGAGUCUUCCUCAUCAGAACCCUUGAUCUUAACCCUCUUCCUGACUGUUUCUCCUCAACGUAUUGGGGUUUUCCUAGACUACAAUGCUGGCAUGGUCUUAUUUCUCAAUGUCAAAAACCACAGGUUUCUCAUCUAUAAAUUCUCUUCAUGUUCCUUUUCUGAGAAAACUUAUCCAUAUUUCAAUCCUAUGAGAUGUGGUGCCCCCAUGAAUCUGUGCUUGCCAAACUCUUGAACCUUCUCACGCCCACUUCUCAGUAGUGCCUCUUACGAUGGGUACAUCUAACACAUCUGAGCUUAUCUGCACCAUUCUUACCUUUUUUCCUUGCUGUCUCCCUUUUUGUUCCAUUUGAAGGUCCUUCAUGCAUCAAUAGGGUGUACAAUUUGCCUUGAAUCAUAUUUUUCUCAAUAUCAUGUUUGCAUUAGGAGAAAAUCUUAAUUCACCAUUUUCCAUACCCCAAGGAAAAAUGACUGCUGCCCCAUGAAGAAAGAGUAAUAUCAAGGUAGCACCUCUGUCAAAUUUUACAAUCUCACAUCCUCAGACAGUGACUGAGAAGAUGAAGGAAAGCUUUUCAACAACUUUUGUAUAUUAUCAAAGACCUAGUACAGGAGUCAUUCACUAAAGAAUGAGUCCUGAGCAGUGUCUCUGUUUACCCAUGAUGUCCCUUAUUCAUCAAGGAAUUAAGGAGAAAAUAUCAUAAAUGAUUUGUACUAAGAGUGGAAGUUUUGUGUCCAGAGUGUCUGAGUUCAAGUUCUGUCUGUCCACAUAUUAGCAGUCUAACCUAGAAUAACACCCCUAAAUGCUGUGUAUAUUUCUUAAUGCAAUGUUGAUAUAAAAGCUGUAUCAUACAGAAGAUCAUUGUCAAAAGAUAAAUGCUACUAGGUGUAAAGCAUCAAAGUGUCUCAACUUAAUAGUGAAUAUUUGAUCUAUUAAUCACUGAAAAAUAUAACCUGUGUCAGUGUCUUAUUCAACAUAUUUGUGCCUUCAGAGGCACAAGUGUUCUUUUUACUGAUGUCUCAUUUUCCAGAUCCUAGAUAACUUUGUGCUGCUGUCAAGACUACUUCAGCUCUCCCUGUUGUAGAAAAGCAUGUACACGUGUGUGUGUGUGUGUGUGUGUGUGAUAUUACAGUUACAAUUUUAUUAUAAUUUUGGUGGUGCUAUGUACCAGCUCUUAUGAAAUAAACCAUAUUGUAUGAGAUUAAGGAUCUC